Messenger RNA from Durotheca rogersii, 2620 nucleotides. RefSeq names its product armadillo-type protein. NCBI's taxonomy places the organism in Eukaryota, Fungi, Ascomycota, Sordariomycetes, Xylariales, Xylariaceae. Gene Ontology annotation, molecular function: small GTPase binding; actin binding. Gene Ontology annotation, biological process: actin cytoskeleton organization. The record is from RefSeq and is a predicted model, not a curated record. The transcript has 2 exons. The coding region runs from base 117 to 2594 and encodes 825 amino acids.
GGUCUACCACUGCCCGUCUCUCCCGGGCACAGCAUAUUUUGUCUCAGCUACCACCACCUACUGCUACCUUCAUCAUCCUUGAUCGCCGUCGUCCGUACAUACGUGCCCUCCUCACAAUGGCAUCAAUCGACGAUUACCACAUUUCCGCCAACAUAUCUCCCAGCUCGGCCCGGUCACCUCGACAUGAGCGGUCCAAGUCAAAUGUUUUCAAGUCGUUCCUCCAUCGACGAAACAACUCGGACGGAUCUGCACUACCACCCGUCGAGCUGAUGGUCCCCCCCGAUCUUGGCCAUCGGUCCUCGAUGCAGCAAGCAAUCGAUUUCCGAAACUUCUCCCGACCUAGCGCCCUGGGCGAGAUCCAGCAGAACCAGAUGGGGAUUCCCUCCCGGUCUCCUCCCUGGCGGCACCACGGCUACCCGAGUGCCCCUUCGUCCCCCAUCAGGAACACGCUCAGCACCGUGCAGACAAUCUCAUCGACGCCCUCAAAAGAAGUCGAGAAGCUAGCCAAGUCAGGCAAGAACAGAGAGGAGGGCAAACCCAAGAAAACCAAGUCGGCCACGAACCUGGUAGGCUUUCUCAGCCGACCCAAGAGCUCCAAGGGCUUGAAUAAGCUUGCGAGCGAUGACGGAAUGCAUCCGAGAAAGGAUAAGGAGAACCAGAAGCCGCAGGACGCGGCCCGGCCUCCGAUUUACGCACAAUUCUCCAGCGGGGCGCUUGAGAAGCAGAACGAUUUAGACGCCGGCAAGAACGUCUACGCACACGGCUUUAGUAGCAACUUAUCAUCAAACAUGGUGUCGAGCAUCCGCGCCACCAAGCAACGACCCAAAUCUUACCACGCGUACUACACGCCCAAGGACGACCACAAAGGAGCGGCCGAGACGAACUCGAGCGCGAACAGCACUAGAGGCUCGCCGUCUAAGAUACGCCGUGGCCUCGGCAUGUUCGGCGGCAGCGCUGGGUCGGAGGGGAGAACCCCUUCCGCUGAGUCCGCCGAGCCGGUGCUCGACCCGAAGGAUAUCGAUAAGCACCUCGAAGCGAUGCUCGACCGGCGAAACAUCCCCGAACACCAGAGGUACAAGAUGCGCAGUCUGGCGGAUUCUAUCAAGAUGGAGUUCAUCCGACAGGACUGGGCAGAGACCCGAGGCCCCAACAACGUUAGACCCGGUAGCCACGGCAGCGAUUCCAGCAUAAGCGCCGCCCAGGCAGUUGAGCAAGGCAAGGCCAAGAAAUCUCGGGGCCGGAGCUUCACACUAUCGAGGAGCAGAAAGAAGUCGGACGCAAGCUCCCCAACGAAGAAAACGAAGGGCGAAGGCUCCAUAGGACGCCAUUUCCGGAGCCGAUCCACCGACAGCGUCGCUAGCGAACGCCCCCCUUCUGCCGGAUCAAGUUCGGGGACCAGCAUCUUGUCGAAAAUGAAGCUGCACCAGGGGCCUCUCGAUUUCGUGACCUAUCUGCGCAAGGUCCAGAAGCCGGAAUUGGUAGAGGUUGGUAAGCUCCAUAAGCUGCGCUUGCUUCUGCGGAACGAGACGGUAGCUUGGACAGAGGAAUUCAUCCGGCAGGGGGGGAUGGAAGAGAUCGUAGGGCUACUGCAUCGCAUCAUGGAGGUGGAAUGGAGAGAGGAGCAUGAAGAUGCCCUUUUACAUGAGAAUCUCCUCUGCCUCAAGGCCCUCUGCACCACGGCCCUCGCGCUGCAGUACCUCCACUCGAUCCAGGCGACCCUCUUCCCAGCUCUUCUACGCAUGCUCUUCGACCCGGAGAAGAAAGGCCCCAGCGAAUUCACGACCCGCAACAUCAUCACCUCGGUAUUGUUCACCUACAUACAGUCAGCCCCAGCUGCCGACCGCCCCGUUCGCGCCAAGACCGUGCUCGGCCACCUACGUGACCCCGAACCGAAGGAGGACCAGCGGCCUCUGGGCUUCGUGCUCGAGAUGCGUCGGGACCGCCCCUACCGCGUGUGGUGCAAGGAGGCCGUGAGCGUCACCAAGGAGGUGUUCUGGAUCUUCCUGCACCACCUCAACGUCGUCUACCUGCCCCGGGAGAAGGAGACGCGGGAGGGUGCCGGCCCGUCCGGGAUCGACAGCGCCGCCUACAUGCAGGCGCACUUCCCCCAGGAGCGCCCGCCGGUCCCCGCCGCCCCAUACGUCGGCGGCGUGGAGUGGGACGCCACCAAUUACUUGGCCUCGCACCUCGACCUCCUCAACGCCAUACUCGCCUGCACGCCGACGGCGGGCGAGCGGAACGCCCUCCGGGAGCAGUUCCAGAUCUCGGGGUGGGAGCGCUGCCUCGGCGGCAGCCUGCGCCUCUGCAAGGAGAAGUUCUACCCCGGCGUCCACGACGCCCUACGGACCUGGGUCGCCGCCGCGGCCGAGGACGGGUGGGACGUGAAGGGCGUGCGGUACGGCCCGCCCGCCGAACCCAAGCCCCCGAGGAAGCAGGCGGGAGGCGGCGGCGGCGGCGGCGGCGGCGGCGCCAAAGCCAAGCCGAAGGAGGAGCCGGCGCCCAAGAUCGAGAUACCCAAGCUCAGCUUCGGACUAGCCGCCGCCCAUGGCCCGGCUUCUCCGGCGGCGAGGACGAGCGGCAACUGGCUCUCGUAGAGACGAGCUUCCCCCUUUCCUGUCCC